UUACUACCCAUGUCCUAAUGAUAUCAGGAUAUGAUCCGCUUUCCCCUCAAAAAAGGAUAUGGUCAGAGCUUUCACAAAAGGUGUAAAAGACGCUCCAUUUUGGAGAAGGAUCGAGCUACAAUCCUACUGCGUACCGUCCUAUAUAUUACAGGUGUGAGUGGCAUCCUGCUGAGGAAGAAGUCACAAGCUUUCAGUGUCAAUUCGAGGCAGUAGAGCAGAGAUCGAUGCCAUGCAAGUCUCUCCUACUCAAUCAGACAUCGGUGCCCCAAACGGAAGCAGCAUCUUGGAAACCCCAGCACGCAUAGAACUGAUGGAAAUGGAACUCGCCGGAAGAGCCGACGCGGCCAGGGAUGAAUAUGUAGUGGACGUCGAGGACACCGCGCGUCCCCUGGCAGCCGCGGAAAAGCGGCAGUGGGCGGCGCACUGCAUCUACCGGGUGCCGGCGCGCAUAAAGAACCUGGAAGCCGGCCCAUACGCCUACACGCCCAACACCGUGUCCAUCGGCCCCUUCCACCAUGGCGAGCUGGAGCUGCUGCCCAUGGAGGGGCACAAGGACAGGGCGCUCCAGCACGUCUUGAGGCGAGCCGGCAAGAAGAAAGGAGACUUCAUUGCCGCCUUGCAGGAGGUGGCCGGGGAGCUGGAGAACGCGUACGUGGAUCUCGGCCAGGACUGGCGACAUGAUAGAGGCCGCUUCUUGGAGGUGAUGGUCACGGACGGGUGCUUCCUGCUGGAGAUAAUGAGGACGGCCGCGGGGGAGAACGUCCAGGACUACGAUGACAAUGAUCCCAUAUUCGGCCCGCAUGGCCAACAGUAUACUGUACCGUGCAUUCGUGAGGACAUGCACAAGAUCGAGAACCAGUUGCCGCUUCUGGUGCUCAAGAGGAUCAUCGAUGUUGAGCCUGAAAAUAUGUCGGACACUGAGCUCAACAUGAUGGUGCUGAAAUUCAUGUCCUCGUCGGACAGCUUCCCGACAAAGGCGGCUGGCAAAAAACUGGGACUCCACCCCCUCGACAUUUUCCGUCAGAGCAGGCUCAUCCACUCGUACAUGGAAGUAGAGCCGCGGAGUUUGGACAUCGAAUACUCUACGCCAGAAUCCAACGACGGUGUUAGCUCUCGGUUCUCAACAGUGAAGCUUUACAAGGCCGGGAUCAAGUUCGCCAAGAGCAGUCCGCGCAUCCUCGAAAAUAUCAAGUUCGACCCUAAGAGGGGCUUGCUGACUAUACCAUAUCUGGAGGUGUACGACACCACCGAGAACAUGUUCCUCAACAUGAUGGCAUUUGAGUAUCUUCACGUCACCGCCACCUAUGGCGUAACGAGGUAUGUGCUGUUCAUGGAGGAGAUCGUCAAAUCGGCCAAGGACGUGAAGCGGCUACGCAAAGAGGGGGUGGUCCGUAACAACAUCGGGCCAGACGAGGAGGUGGCGAGGAUGUUCAACAGGCUCACCAAAAACGUCAUCGACGACCCCCUCGACGAUGUUCUCAAGCAGAUGGAUGACUACCUCGGCCACCUCCUCCGUCGGCAGAUCAACAAGUGUUGGGUCCACUUCGUGCGCACAUACUUCCAUAAACCAUUGAGGACCUUCUCCCUCCUUGCCGCCAUCGUGCUCCUCAUGCUCACUGUCGUCCAGACCGUCUGCGCCAUCAUGUCUGUUCAUUAGGCAAGGAUAAAAUUUGAAUUCUCUUUGAGACUGAUUAGCCCCUUCAUGUGAAGGUGCCUUAUGUUAUUUUAUCCUUGCCAUCCAUUAAUUUCUAUGCAUUAUCAUUUUCAUUUAGUGUCGACAAUCAGCGUCGCUUAUUCAGGUUCGCUAUUUGAGCUGGACCAGGUUUUGUAAGCCAGAAACGUGCAUGUUCACGUUGUGCCAAAUUGGGGGAGUGCGUGUGUUUGUGAUUGGCCACGAGGGAUGGCGCGUGAUGUAAGGAUCAUGGGCGAUCUUUUUACUUAGUCUGUUGGGGACGACCCUGUCCUGAAUAAGAGAACGAAGCAUAGAAAAGAUGCA
This is a messenger RNA of Lolium perenne, 1996 nucleotides long. RefSeq names its product UPF0481 protein At3g47200. The record is from RefSeq and is a predicted model, not a curated record. NCBI's taxonomy places the organism in Eukaryota, Viridiplantae, Streptophyta, Magnoliopsida, Poales, Poaceae.